Molecule: messenger RNA, 1725 nt
Organism: Fonsecaea multimorphosa CBS 102226
Lineage: Eukaryota; Fungi; Ascomycota; Eurotiomycetes; Chaetothyriales; Herpotrichiellaceae
Exons: 10
Coding region: 1-1725 (574 amino acids)
Biological process (GO): transmembrane transport
Molecular function (GO): transmembrane transporter activity
Source: RefSeq, a predicted model, not a curated record
AUGGCAUCUCUAACCAAUUCAGAGAUGUCUACCAAGGACGUGGAACUGGAAAGCGGCAAGGCUGCCGACCCCAUGGAAGACACCAGCACAACUCACCAGCAGACAAUGAAAAUGGAGGACACGAACACGAAGGAAUCACCUGUCGCAAAUGGAGACCAAGAUAAACAGUCUGAUUCUAAAACAAUUCUUGGCCGUCGAGUCUACAUCCUCUUUGCUGCAGUCUUUGUCUCGACGUUCCUCAUGGCCUUGAAUGGUUCAAUCAUUGCAACAGCCAUUCCGAAGAUCACAACGCACUUCAACUCGCUCAAGGACAUUGGCUGGUACGGAAGUGCUUAUCUUGUUGCAACGUGUGCUAUGCAGCCUCUCGUCGGCAGGAUAUAUACCCACUUUCCUACAAAAUACACCUAUCUCACAUUCGCCUCCAUCUUCUCGAUCGGCUCGCUUGUCUGCGCCACAGCCCCUUCGUCCAUGGCUCUUAUAAUCGGCAGAGCAGUCCAAGGCUGCGGCGGUGCUGGCGUUCUCAAUGGAGCCUUUGCUGUGAUCGCUGCAUCAGCCUCCAAGGAAGAUCGGCCAUUGCUCAUCGGUAUCGCUGUCAGCCUGACGUCGAUCGGGACUAUCAUCGGACCCCUGAUCGGCGGCGCUUUGACGCAAGAUGUCUCUUGGAGAUGGUGCUUCUACAUCAAUCUGCCCCCUAGCGGCCUCGUGUUGUGCAUCCUCCUCUUGUUGCCAAUUCCGGAACAAAUCAAGAAGAAACCCGUGCUUCCAAAUCUUCGAGCCAUAGUCACGAAGGAGCUCGAUCUCGUGGGCUUCGCAAUCUUCGCCCCGGCCUGCAUCAUGUUUCUGCUCGCCAUGAUCUGGGGCGGCAACCAGUACCGGUGGGACUCUUCCGUCAUUAUCGGUCUUUUCUGUGGCGCUUUUGGUGCCUUCGCCGCCUUCGCCGCCUGGGAGAUUUUCAGGGGAGAAAGGGCCAUGAUCCCGCCAGCCAUUGCCCGGAAUCGACUUGUCAUCUUUGGCUGUUUCACAUCGUUCCUGCAGAUUGGGGCGUUGUUGUCGCUCAGUUACUAUCUCCCGGUGUGGUUCCAGGUCGUCAAGGACGAGAGUCCGGUCAUGAGCGGAGUCAUGGUACUUCCGACCGCCAUUGCGCAGGCUAUUGGCAGUAUAGCGGCGGGGAAGUUGGUCCAAGUUAUUGGCUAUUGCACUCCAUGGGCACUCUUCGGCUGUGUCCUGACCUCCAUCGGAUCCGGGCUCAUGACCACAUUCACCCCUUCCACCGGCGCGGGACCCUGGAUCGGGUACCAGAUACUUGCCGGGACGGGACGAGGCUCCGUGGUGCAAAUGCCAAUCACUGCAAUACAGAACCUCCUGCCGCCAAAGGAAGUCUCCAUCGCCACUUCCCAGAUCUUCUUCUGGCAGUACCUCGGCGGAGCCGUCUUCCUCGCCGUCGCCGAGACGAUCUUCACAAACUCCCUGCGCUCGUCGUUGAGGACCUACGCUCCAGGCGUCAAUCCUGACACCAUCAUCGACGUCGGCGCUGCUGCAGUGAGAUCAAGCGUGUCCAGUGGUCAGCUCCCAGGUGUCCUUCGCGCGUAUAACCACGCCAUCGUCUCGACUUUCUAUCUUGCAGUGGGUGCCUCUUCAGCGGCAUUCCUCACCAGCUUUGGCAUGGGAUUCCAGAGGCUGCCUAAGAAAGAGAGUAAGCAGAAACCAAAAGCGAACGAGGCAUAG